Messenger RNA from Cyclopterus lumpus (lumpfish), 2960 nucleotides. It is a transcript of the gene cacnb2a, whose product is annotated as calcium channel, voltage-dependent, beta 2a. Gene Ontology annotation, cellular component: voltage-gated calcium channel complex. Lineage: Eukaryota; Metazoa; Chordata; Actinopteri; Perciformes; Cyclopteridae. Gene Ontology annotation, molecular function: protein binding; high voltage-gated calcium channel activity. The record is from RefSeq and is a predicted model, not a curated record. The coding region runs from base 1 to 2214 and encodes 737 amino acids. Gene Ontology annotation, biological process: calcium ion transmembrane transport; regulation of voltage-gated calcium channel activity; neuromuscular junction development. The transcript is spliced from 14 exons.
AUGGUCGUCAAUAAUACUUCAAAAAGCAGAGCAGCGGCGCCGCUGGACAGACGCAUGGACUCGCUGGAACAUCCGCGGUUACAACAAUCUCAAGGCAAAGGAGCUCGAAGAAAAGGCAGAUUUAAGGGUUCAGAUGGCAGCACCUCCUCCGACACCACAACCAACAGCCUCGUGCGUCAGGGUUCGGCCGACUCCUACACCAGCCGUCCAUCAGACUCCGAUGUGUCCCUCGAGGAGGAUAAGGAGGCAGUGCGCAGAGAGGCAGAGCGACAGGCUCAGGCACAGAUCGACAAGGCCAAGACCAAACCAGUUGCAUUUGCUGUUCGCACAAAUGUCAACUACAGUCCGUGUCACGAUGACGACGUCCCCGUGCCGGGCAUGGCCGUGUCCUUUGAGGCUAAAGACUUCCUCCACGUCAAAGAGAAAUUCAACAACGACUGGUGGAUAGGACGCCUGGUGAAGGAAGGCUGUGAAAUCGGUUUCAUCCCCAGUCCAGUGAAGCUUGAAAACACUCGUAUCCUCCAGGAGCAGAGGUCCAAACAGGGCAAGUUCCACUCCAGUAAAUUGGGAGCAAACUCAUCCUCUAGUUUAGGUGAAGUGGUUCCUAACUCACGAAAAUCUACACCUCCUUCGUCUGCCAUUGACAUAGACGCCACAGACUUAGACCCCGAGGACAAUGAGCUUCCGGUCAACCUGCGCUCCCCUAAAGCCAGUCCAAACACUGUCAUGUCACCACUAGCAAAAGAGAAACGAAUGCCCUUCUUUAAGAAGGCGGAACACAUUCCUCCGUACGAUGUUGUGCCUUCUAUGCGGCCCGUGGUUUUGGUUGGACCGUCACUGAAGGGCUACGAGGUGACAGACAUGAUGCAAAAAGCACUGUUUGACUUUUUGAAACACAGAUUCGAGGGAAGGAUAUCGAUCACUCGCGUCACGGCGGACAUCUCUCUGGCCAAACGCUCAGUCCUGAACAAUCCCAGCAAGCACGCCAUCAUCGAGCGCUCCAACACGCGCUCAAACUUGGCUGAAGUCCAGAGUGAGAUCGAGAGGAUCUUCGAACUGGCCCGGACGUUACAGCUCGUAGUCCUGGACGCCGACACCAUCAACCACCCAUCACAGCUGGGGAAGACGUCCCUCGCCCCCAUCAUCGUCUACGUCAAGAUCACCUCCCCCAAGGUGCUGCAGAGGCUCAUCAAGUCCAGAGGCAAGUCCCAGGCCAAACACCUCAAUGUCCAGAUGGUGGCCGCCGACAAGCUGGCUCAGUGCCCUCCUGAGAUGUUUGACAUCAUCCUGGAUGAGAACCAGCUGGAGGAUGCAUGUGAGCACAUGGCUGAUUACCUGGAGGCCUACUGGAAAAGCACUCACCCCACCAGCUGCAACCCCCCCAACCCACUGCUAACCAAGCUGCCCACAGCCACCCUGCCCUCCAGUCCAGCGCCGGUGUCCGGCGUGCAGGGUGGCAUUGCAGAGCAGAAAGGAGAGAAGGCAUUAGUGGAGAGAAAGGGCUCCAGAGAUGAUCACCAGCACCAUCAUCACCAUCACCACCACCACCAGGACCAGGACCAGGCUGACGCUGAUGCAGAGCCCGAGGGGGAGGGCAAUGAGGAGGAGCGGCCUCUGAGGACCGAGGCCUCCAGGAGAGCUCCGCACAUCCACCACCGUUCGUCUUCCACCCGGACUGAGCACCACAACCACCAUCACCACCACAACACUCGAGGGCGGGGCCUCUCCCGCGAGGAGACUUUGGACUCGGAGACCCCCGAGAGCCGAGAGAGCCGAGAGAGCCGAGAGAGCAAGGACUCUGCGUAUAAUGAGCCGCGCACUCAGCUCCACCACCAGGAACAGGAGGAGGAGGAGGAAGAAGAGGAGGAGGAGGAGGAGGAGGAAGAGGAGGAGGAUCUAGGGGAGGGGCAUCCCCAGCAGCAACAGCGUUACGAGCCACUGCCCCACCGGGACCACAACCACCAUCACCACCACCACCACCACCGCGGUGGGGCGGACGAGGCCGGCCACAGCGCGGGACACCACCGCUCGAAGGAGCGCGAACAGGACCAUAACGAACGGAACAAGCAGCGCUCGCACCACCACCGGCCGGUACGCGACCACCACCACCACUACUACGACCGGGACAGAGACAGGGACCGAGAGGGGGAGGUGGCUCCCAAAAAGAGGGGCGAGGCGGGGGAAUGGGCCCGAGACUCCUACAUCCACCAGUGACGGACCAAAUCCCUCCCGAAGCUCAUUUGGACUCUCAGCCGUUCUGUUCUCCCAUCGUGCUGCUAUACCCCGAAACCACAGCAUCCUAUUUAUGUACACUUCCUUUGUAAAUGCUGUUGCAUCUUUUUCAAUGGCAGGAUUUUUGAUUACAUAGAUACAAAUAUAAAUAUAUGUAUGUGUGUAUCUAUGCAUAGACGUUGUUUAUGUGUGGAUAUGCAUGAAUAUUCUCAAAUAUGCAUAUUUUAAACCUGUGUUUGAUAAAGCAUGACACAAAAGCAGAAUUUUUUUUUUCUGUACUGAGCUGUGCUUUCUGUGAUUAGCAAUUUUUAUUUUGUAUUUUUAUUAAUUUUGCUUGCUACCACUUGAAUAAUUUGUUCCUUCAGACUACUGCUAGGGUUGACUGCAACGGUUGACUAAAAGUUCGAGGCUGUAUAUUGCAGCGGUCUUUUGUUUAGAAGUUGUAGUUUUGUCAAUUUGGGAAAUACGCUUGUUCGCUGUCUUGCUGACCAGUUUAUUAGGUACACCUAGCUCAAAUAAUGCAGUCCAAAACAACAGUCCCACCCUCUUGACAGUUGUAAUGUUGAGCUGUUGAAUUCUACUGUGUUGUUGUAUUGGAAGGUGUUUCUAUUAUUCUGUCCACCCCCAUUGGUAUGCAUGAUAGUGGUCUAAACAACAGGAACCUGAAUAACUGCCAACUGAGUCUAGAUUAGGAGAUCAAUAACACUCAAAUAUGACGCUGCAGCUAU